UGUGCGCCUCUGUUGACACUUCACUGUUAAGAUAGACAUUUUUUGCAGUGCAGUCUUCUCCUCCAAAGCCUCCGGAGCGCAGCGGUGCAGCAGGACUCCUGGCUGCCUGCUCGGGGCUGCUCACCUCCGGACAUCAUCAUCAUCAUCACACCGCAAACCUGAGCUUGUUAAUACCUGCAGGACUUGAAGCCUGUAAUGUGUACAUAUGUUUUUUUUUUUUUUUUCUUUCUUUUACAGUAAGAGGGCGUAUCCGCUUUCUGAGAGAGAGAGAGAGAGAGAGAGAGAGAGAGAGAGAGAGAGGGAGGGAGGCUGAGCCAGUAACGCGCGAGUGGAGGGAGUGGGAGGGCUUCUCGGGUGUUUUUUCGCUGGUUUGAAACAUAGGAAGAAAACAGUGAAACAGCCACGCCGCCCACUAAACAAGGCGAAGCGCGCGCGCGUCAACAAUUUCGCAAUCGCCGCUGCUGCCCCGUUUAAAUGUACAGAGGAGCGGAGGAGAGCAGACACCCGCAGACAGACGGACGGACGGCUGCCGCUGUUACCCCUACAGAGGAACCCAACAAAAGGCUUUCUAUCAGCCGAGUUCAGUGCAGCUCGCGAAGCAGAAUCGGCUCAGAAAAAGGGGGAGUAUUGUGUUGCUGAGCCAAUUUCAUUAGAGGUUCCUUGAAAGCAUCUACCGAGAGGGGGGCCGUCGGGGAUCUUCGCUUGAGCACAGAUGAACAGAUGAAGGAAGUAACGCUGCCCCAGUUUCUGAGGUUGUGUGGGGUUGCCGGAUGAAAGCGCAGCCUCAGAUGACCUUGGCAAGCUUGCAGAUCAGUGCUACGAUCCCCUGACAACCUCGGGAUGCACCAUGUUGACAUGUCGGCUGUGACAUCGCUGUGAAGUUGUGGAGCUAGCUGUGCUUUCUUUACUGGGAGCUGGUCAACGUUUCUACUAGAUCUAUUUGUUUUCUACUUAAAACAUUUCUAUCGUGUGCCAGUAAAUAUAAUAGUCAUAAUAAUAAGGGACCCACCUUUUAAAACAUGGAGACUCUUUCCCAAGAUUCCAUACUGGAGUGCCAGAUCUGCUUUAACUACUACAGCCCCCGCCGGCGGCCUAAACUCCUGGAUUGCCGGCACACGUGCUGCUCGGUGUGUUUGACCCAGAUGCGCAGCAGCCAGAAGGAGAUUCGUUGUCCAUGGUGCCGUGGCGUCACCAAACUCCCGCCGGGCCUGUCCGUCUCCCAGCUCCCGGACGACCCGGACAUCAUCACCGUCAUCGCCAUCCCUCACGCCUCGGAGCACACACCCGUCUUCAUCCGCCUCCCCAGCAACGGCUGCUACAUGCUGCCCCUGCCCGUCGCCAAGGAGCGGGCGCUCGGCCUGCCGGGGGAGCUGGGAUGUCGCUUCCUGCCUGGCAGCCAGCAGAAGGGCGUGACUGUGGUGACCGUGCCCGAGCAACAGCCUCUCGGCCUGGCUAUGGGGCUGGACGGGGUGGGGGUGGGGCUGGACGGAGGGGAGGGCGAGAGGAGAGUCACCGGCCCCGUGGGAGGCGGAGGGAAAGGAUCCACGUGGUCCGGCGUAUGCACGGUGAUCCUGGUGGCGUGCGUGCUGCUCUUCCUCCUGGGCAUCGUGCUGCACAACAUGUCCUGCAUCUCCAAACGCUUCACUGUCAUCUCCUGCGGCUGAGGGCGGCAGGGGGGGAGAGGAGGGAGGCUGCUCGGACUGCUGCGGACCCCUCCUGGAUUCCCUCACUAGCCCUGUCUCUCCUCUCGGGAUGGGACUCUGCUGAGGAGAAGGGGACUAAACUCACAUCAUGGGCAUCCAAGGAAACUACAGAGUAAUGUAGAGAGACACAGAUGAAGAAGGCAGGAAGGAGAUCCACAAAUAGUCUGCCAUUUCUUUUUUUUUUUCUUUUUUUUAUUCGGGAGACUGAAAUUAAAACGGAACGGAAAUAUACAUACCAACCCUCCCUUUCCUCCUGUCCAACAACACUUUUGCUGGCCUUGAAACUCCCGCCCUUCUCCAGACCUGUCCAUUUCCUCUCUGAAAGAACGCUUUGGGAAUUACGCCAGAUCUGUUUUUUUUUUUUUUUUGUCAGCCAGCUGAUUUAUUUUUGGCUCGUGGCCGGUCUGACACUCACAGUCGAUGGAUCGGCUGUUUAGUCUGUGGUUUGUAGAAGUACAUCAGUUAUCAUCGUGUUGUUUAGCUGAGUUUAGCUUCCAAACGCAGUGAGUCUCCAGCUGGUGCUGCAGUACGGAGACUUCGAACUUGGCUGCUCUCUCCGUUCUCUGAUGCUGCAGGAAUUAACUGUGCAGGAUCCACGUCUGGUCCCCCCCCCCCGUCUGAAUCAUGUGGGAACUUUUUUUUUUUUUUUCUCUACACACAACAGCCUGUUUCUGUUCUGGACAAACUGUUGCUAUGAUGGUUCCAUAUUGUUAGUAAAAGGGGCUGUUGUAAAAAAAAAAAAAAAAAAAAAAAAAAAGAUUGUAUUUUUCAUUCAUGCCAGCAUAUUAGACACUCAAAACCACAGGUAGUACUGAGUUGCUUUCUCAAGGCUUUAAAUGUUUUGAAUUAGCGCUGAAACGAUUAGUCAAUGAAUCGAUUUUAGUUGGUCGAUAACAGUUUUGAUAACUGAUAAAUACUCUUUAAGUCAUUUAUCGAGUAUAAAAUACCAAACAUUUGUCGGCUGCAGUUCCUUUUAAAUGUGAGGAUUUGCUGCUUUUUCUCUGUUGUAUAUCACUGGGAAUUGAAGAUCUUUUGGGUUUUGGACUGUUGGUCGGACAAAACGAGCAAUUUGAAGACGUCAGUCGGGUUCUCAACUUGUGAAUUUUCUAGAUUAAAUAAUUAAUCUAGUGAUUAAAAAAAGCAAAAACAGAUUAAUUGAUAAUAAAACUGAUUGCUAGUUGCUGUGCUAUUUUGAAUAUAUGGCAGGUGGGAAACUUGUAGCCUGCCAAAAAUCUACAGGCUAUCUGAUAAACUGUCAACGUCUUCAAUUAUUUCGAUGGUAUUGAUCUUCUCAUCUAUGUCUCUCAUCAAGUAAAUAAACAAAAUGUCAAACUAUUUACUAAAAUGUG
This is a messenger RNA of Thunnus maccoyii (southern bluefin tuna), 3052 nucleotides long. It is a transcript of the gene rnf152, whose product is annotated as ring finger protein 152. The coding region runs from base 1020 to 1664 and encodes 214 amino acids. The record is from RefSeq and is a predicted model, not a curated record. Lineage: Eukaryota; Metazoa; Chordata; Actinopteri; Scombriformes; Scombridae. The transcript has 4 exons. Gene Ontology annotation, molecular function: ubiquitin protein ligase activity. Gene Ontology annotation, cellular component: lysosome. Gene Ontology annotation, biological process: positive regulation of autophagy; apoptotic process; negative regulation of TORC1 signaling.